AUGUUGCGAGGUAUGCUGCCGUCGUCGUCCAAAGACUUGCCAUCCUCAGCAGAGAAACAACCUGAAAAUCAUGGAGAAGAAAUGAAAUCCACAGCCAAUGGAUCAAAGGAUGUUGCAGUGGGGUUGAGAGAGGCGCUGUCUAUGUGCAAAAUAUCAAACAGCCGAAGACUUCCUUCGCUUUCUGGAUCUAAGCAGCCAGCCCGAGAUGAAGAAACCUUUGAUCUGUGGGUGGAAAUUGUCCAUGGGCAAUUAGAAGAGGAAAGCGAUGAAGGAGAGAAGAGAAAGAGACUAAGAGAAGCACUGCGUGCCCCAGCUGCAAAUAUGAUCACUGACUAUAGGAGAGACAACCCACAAGCCACAGCAGCUGAUUACCUAACUGCUUUAGAACUUGCAUUUGGUGACACACAAUCAGCAGAGGAGUUGGGAAUCAAGUUUCAUCAGCUACAUCAGAAGAAAGAAGAAAACCCCUCAGACUUUCUGACACGCCUUCAGGGUCUUCUUCGGAAGCUGAUUCGAAAAGGGGGUGCACUACCGGAUUCAGCAAACUCACUGCUGUUGUCUCAGUUCAUUCGUGGAACACUAUACAACGACAUGAUGCUUAUCAACCUCAGACUGAAGGAUAAAGUGAAAACACCACCUACGUAUCUAUCUCUUCUUCAGAUGGUGAGGAGAGAAGAGGCCGAACAAGCAGAAAAGAUCAGCCAUAGAGAGCCCGAGUCUGUUUCCAACCCAUCUGCAGUCUCCAUCCCACAACAACAACCUAAAACACAGGCCAAAAGUUGUAAGUUUGACCAGAGAGGUGAUAAAGGCAGAGCAAAUCAGCGUCCAAACUUUUGUUUCAAGUGCGGUUUGGAAGGCCACUACCGUCCCAAAUGUGCCAAUCCAUCCGACCCAGAUAAAGUCAGCGAAAGGUUUAUCCAAUUCUAUCUUCAGGGAAACGGGAAAGGGCAUUCCAAAGAGGCCGAUGCGAUGCCCCAACAGAACUAA
Asterias rubens (European starfish) is the source of this 987-nucleotide messenger RNA. Its product is annotated as paraneoplastic antigen Ma3-like. The record is from RefSeq and is a predicted model, not a curated record. Gene Ontology annotation, molecular function: zinc ion binding; nucleic acid binding. NCBI's taxonomy places the organism in Eukaryota, Metazoa, Echinodermata, Asteroidea, Forcipulatida, Asteriidae. The coding region runs from base 1 to 987 and encodes 328 amino acids. The transcript has a single exon.